Molecule: messenger RNA, 1596 nt
Organism: Anastrepha ludens (Mexican fruit fly)
Lineage: Eukaryota; Metazoa; Arthropoda; Insecta; Diptera; Tephritidae
Gene: BHD
Product: folliculin
Exons: 6
Coding region: 106-1488 (460 amino acids)
Biological process (GO): positive regulation of GTPase activity; negative regulation of transcription by RNA polymerase II; positive regulation of TORC1 signaling
Cellular component (GO): cytosol
Molecular function (GO): GTPase activator activity
Source: RefSeq, a predicted model, not a curated record
CUGUGCACCGGCACUUAUGGUAUAGUGCGUAAUUAGUGAUGCCGCUCUAAUUCGUUGAAAGGGCCGAAUAAUUCUCUCAUACAUGACACUGGGAACGAAGGAAAUAUGAACGCUGUUAUAGCCUUGUGCCACUUCUGCGAAGCGCACGGACCUGGUGCAAUAUUUUGUACCCAAACACUACGAGACACAAAACUUGAAGAGCUCCAGUUGGAUCAACAGCAACUAGAUGGCAAAAUGUGCUCCGCCUGCAAUUCACUUGGACAAACCAAUGGUUUAUACAGCAAAGAUAAUGAAAGUGGGGCGACUUUUUUAAGCACACAAACCGCUGCAUUGCCUGACGUACAAUUGCUCGUUAAACAAGCAGCAGUACGGAGUCUUAGCUGUGAAAUAAAUUGCAAUAAAGACGGUGGAUUUGUAUUCUUCGGGGACUCUUCAAGGGGACAUGUAUUAAGCCACACUUUCCAAGUCAAUGAUCUGCAGGCUCGUGGGUUUUUCCAGCUCUUUUCCAUUAUUAUACUUAUGAAGGAUAAGUAUUUUCUCUUAAACACGAAACCCUUUCUGGCAGAACAUUUACGUAAAAUUUCUGCAGACAUCCAAAUGUCUGCAAAAAAAAUUAACGAGGAGACAAAAGAGCUUCCUCGACAACGUCGUUUAUCUAGCGCUCAAGUACUGGUGCAAACACCACGCUCUUUAGUGGAAUUAACUGGAGAAGAAAAUAUAUAUGCAUUUUUGCAUUCUCACUUUUCUUGGGUACUGUUAGCAGGUUCACGGUUCCUUACGGAGCAUGUUACUUUCGGAAAUCUACCGUGGCUGCCACCACAAAGUAGUGAUAGACCGCCGCAACAGCGACUGACAUAUAAUAUUACAUUGCCAAUGAUACAAAAGUACGAAGAAACUAUUAAUGACCCAGAACGAGAAGAAUUUUAUUCACUUCGCCAUGUAAAGGAGAUUGUCCGCCGAGAAUUCAACACGGUUGUCUACUGUGCACUAACAGGCGUAAAGAUAAUUGUUCGUGGAAGUUCAGAUAGUACGCUAAACUUCAUGCUUUGCCUGAAAAAGCUUUUACCGGAGCCGAUGCACAAUCUCAUGCGCAUUGACGCACAACAUCAGCACUCAAUCAGCUCUGAUUAUAAAAUUAUAUCAGUAUCGAAUGAAAUAGCAGUUCCUAUUGCAAGCAGUUCCGUGUACCGUAUAGAUUUUUUAGGUGGCUCAACAGACGGGCAUAAAUGUUGUGUAAAAUGGCCCGGAGAAUUGCCCAAAAAAUGGCCAGAUUUGAUGGUGAAAUUAAUGAAGGCAGUGGACGAAAAACGUUUCACACCUUUAGUGUUAAAUAAACAAACAAAAGUUCUCAUUGAGGAGUGGAAAAACAAAGUUAUUUGCUUGAACCGUGCAACGUCGUCCAAUGGUCAGGCGAAACUAAGAAAAGUAUUAGGCGUGCAACCGCAAGAUCAGCCAUUAAUUAAUUACUGGAGUGGACAUUUGCAAUAAGACGUCACUAUAAAAAUAAUAUAAAAAAAUUCUGAAAAUAAUGAAUUGUAUACAAACACAUUAUAUAAAUACAUAAAAAUCGUGUAAUAUAUUUACAUGUUAUAUUAA